GGCGCUCGUGAGGGUGUGAUCAGUGAGGAGCGCCUAUUUCCUGGGAGUAAUUUCUGGGAAGAGGACAGAUUUGUCGUAUGUGUUUAAUCUGUAAAGUAACGGCUGGAUCUUCCGUGUGUUGCUUUCUGACUUGUGGAAAAGUUACAGGAGUUCAUCCCCGAAGCCUAAAGGAGCACUAAUUUUGUUCCUGUCGGUGAGAAUAGUCUCUGCUGUGCUUCCGGAGUGAGCAGGAUGUCUGUGACUGUGGCAAGAACUGAUGGGGUGACCGUCUUCACUUUGACCUCUGACCCCAAAAGUGCUUGUCCUCCACUGUGCCAAAUUCUUAAAGGUCUUUGUUACAGCCCAGUGUGUUGUUCAGUCUCUCAGCACCUGAGGAAGGCCCAGCGGAGCGCUCAGUCACUACUGGGGGCUCUGCAUAUCAUGACUGGCUUGCUCAACAUUGGUUUUGGAGCAAUCCUCUUAUGUACAAGAGCAUCUUCGUACGACAUGAAUUCGACUUUGUUUCCAGUUUGGCUUGGAAUUCUGUAUGUUGCAUUCGGAAUCACGUGCAUUUUGUCUGAGAAGUUUCCCAGUCCCUGUCUGGUCGUCAGCAAUGUGAUUCUCAACCUGUCAGGAGUGGCUUUUGCCAUAGCAGCCAUCGUACUCUACUCCAUUAAUGUUGACAGUAUCAGAAUGUGGUGGAUGUGUUCAAGUGACUAUUACUGGUACAGUUACGGAACCACAAACCCAACCGACUCACCUGAGAAAAAGAUGUUACUGGAAAAAUGUAACGAAGGGAAAGCACUGGUUUUGAUUCUUGCAAGAAGCAUCAAUGCCGUGCUGAUCAUCCUGUCAGUUCUUGAGCUCUGCCUCGCCAUCAGCUCUGCCGUCUUGGGAAUCAAGGCCCUGAAGUGCUCUGAAAAGGAGCAAGAUAUGAUUGCUGAGAACCCAGAGGACUACAAACCACUGCUGGAGGAAGUGACCACAAACUCUACGCCCUAAAUAAAAAUCUCUGCCUUAUGUAAUCAGCUGCUAUACUGCUAGUGAUAAAUAAUCAGAUGUCUGUGAGUUAUAUUAAUUGAGGUCACACUCUCUGCAGGGCUUCUUGGGGUUUUUGUUUUGUUUUUGUUUUUCAAAGUUUGCAGUAUUGUCUGUCAUGUUAUAUUUCAAAAAUUAUAUUUGUGUGAAGGCUAUUCUACUUUCUAAUACAGCCUGUACUGAUAUCAUUUUACUGGUUCCUACAUUUUCCUAUUACUUUUUAUCAAAAAUAUGGCUUAUACUUUGGAACAGAGAAACUUUAUGAAUGUGCAUGAAAGUGAUGUAUGAUAUUCACAGAUGUUGCAAAGUAAAUGCAUCAAACCUGCUGAAAACUCUA
Molecule: messenger RNA, 1354 nt
Organism: Thalassophryne amazonica
Lineage: Eukaryota; Metazoa; Chordata; Actinopteri; Batrachoidiformes; Batrachoididae
Exons: 7
Coding region: 232-981 (249 amino acids)
Cellular component (GO): membrane
Source: RefSeq, a predicted model, not a curated record